This is a messenger RNA of Fopius arisanus, 614 nucleotides long. It is a transcript of the gene Snapin, whose product is annotated as SNAP associated protein. The record is from RefSeq and is a predicted model, not a curated record. The transcript has 2 exons. Gene Ontology annotation, cellular component: BORC complex; BLOC-1 complex; synaptic vesicle. The coding region runs from base 123 to 602 and encodes 159 amino acids. Gene Ontology annotation, biological process: regulation of synaptic vesicle exocytosis; intracellular protein transport; endosome to lysosome transport. Lineage: Eukaryota; Metazoa; Arthropoda; Insecta; Hymenoptera; Braconidae. Gene Ontology annotation, molecular function: SNARE binding.
UAUGAGAGUUGGAGAGGUUGGUCGCCAACCUAGCCCUCUUCUACACGGCGCAAUUGAUUUCAAAACUCCAUGCUCCGACAAUUCGUUCUGUACGUACAAGGUUAACCACACGAGAGGCAACAAUGGAUGUUGACACUGCCAGUGACAAUACAUCAAUUGACGACAAAACCGAGGAUUUCUGUGAAAAUCCAACGCGAGAUGCUUUGACAGAGGGUCUUAUGAGCUUGCUCAAGCCAACAGUCGAUCAGCUGGACGAGCGCAUUCGAGCAACCAGGAUUAGUCAGAUAGAAUUGAAACAACAGAUCGAGUCAUUGACAGAAGAGCUCGUACUGAUCUCUGGGUUUCUGCAGUGUCCCUUCGAACUCGAUAGCUAUGUAAAAAAACUGGUGAACGCUAAGCAACGAGUGACUGUACUCAGUAACAUCCUCCAGACGACCCAAGAACGCUUGAACAAGGUGCACGACGCCGUGGAGAAAGAUACAGCAAAGAGAAAAGCCCUGUUGGACCACAGCCCUAUGUAUACCACUUCCCGCAGCUCUCAGGAUUUUCCAGAGGCUGCAGAAACCACCCCUGGGCCGUCAGAGACAGAACAAACUGAGUAGAUCGUAUUCAGG